UCGAUAGAACGUUUUCGGGCGAUUCAGUUAUCCACGAUAACGUGAGUUUGCCGGAACUGCCCUUCAAAUAAAACGCUGUGAUUCCUCUCCAAAACUUCUUAAAACAAUAAAAAUAAAAUGGGUGUCCCAGCUGGAGAUGUUGAAAAAGGCAAAAAAAUCUUUGUACAAAGAUGUGCUCAAUGCCACACGGUUGAAGCUGGAGGAAAACAUAAAACCGGGCCGAAUUUACACGGAUUAUUCGGCAGAAAAACAGGACAAGCAGCAGGAUUUGCUUACACCGACGCUAACAAAGCGAAAGGAAUUACGUGGGGACCCGAUACCUUAUUCGAAUACUUGGAGAACCCCAAGAAAUACAUACCAGGCACAAAGAUGGUCUUCGCCGGCUUGAAAAAACCAAACGAAAGGGCGGACCUCAUCGCGUAUUUGGCAGACUCGACGAAGUGAGCUAGAAAUAAAUAAAAGCAAUGUAACAGGCUUAAGCGGGAUUAUUCGCCCUUAUUUAAGAUAAUUAAGUUUUAAAUAAUCCGAUCAAUCCAGUUCUAAGUUUGUGCAAGUAGUAUUUGACCGAUCGCAAGACAGUUUUCAUCACUUGUCCAUAGUCGAGUGAAAUACGUGUAAAAAACUAG
Molecule: messenger RNA, 626 nt
Organism: Onthophagus taurus
Lineage: Eukaryota; Metazoa; Arthropoda; Insecta; Coleoptera; Scarabaeidae
Product: cytochrome c-2
Molecular function (GO): electron transfer activity; heme binding
Source: RefSeq, a predicted model, not a curated record